AUGCGCCUUACUGCUGGUAUUGUUGUGCUCGCCGCUGGUGCCAUCGCUAGAGCCCAGCUAUCCAAUAUCCCCCAAUGCUCUCUUACUUGUUUUACCUCGACCCUUGGCGGAGACGGCUGCUCUGACCUUACGGAUUUCGCGUGCCAUUGCCAAAAGCCUGGCCUCGCAGCGGAGAUCGUGCCUUGCGUCAAUAAAGCCUGUGAUGUCGCGGACCGACAAGCCGUAUCCAGCCUCGUUGAAUCCUUGUGUUCCGGUGUAGGCCAUCCGGUCUCAAUCCCUGCGAUGGAUACAUCCGCUCCCACAACAACUUCCGCAAGAGUUAUUCCAACUACAGCGACGAGCUCCAAUUCUACCACGGUCAGUGGUUUCGGGACAGGUUUCGGGACAGGCUUCAAGACUUCGUCCACGAUCAGCCCAGCUUCGGCCCAGAGCACCUCACAGUUCAAUGGUGCCUCUAGUAUUGCGCCCGGAGCCGUUCAGAUGGUUGGUAGUGUUAUCAUGUUAGCCAGCAUGAUCCUCUUUGUUUGA
Molecule: messenger RNA, 528 nt
Organism: Penicillium verrucosum
Lineage: Eukaryota; Fungi; Ascomycota; Eurotiomycetes; Eurotiales; Aspergillaceae
Product: CFEM domain-containing protein
Exons: 3
Coding region: 1-528 (175 amino acids)
Source: RefSeq, a predicted model, not a curated record